AUGAAAGAAACAUUAAUACAAUUUAUCGAAGAUAUCAAAAGAUUAAGAAAAGAUAAAGAAAAAAUGCAAAAAUAUAUCAAUGAAUCAAAUAAAAAAAUUGAAGAAUUACAAAUUAAAAAUAAUCGAUUAAAUGAAGAAAAUAAAGAUUUAUUGGAUAAAAAAAUUCAAUAUGAGAUAGAAGUAUUUAAACUUGAAAGAGAUAGAAAAGAAUUUGAAAAGGAAAAGGAUGCAUUUGAUCAAAGGAAAAUUCAAGAGAUAGAAGAAAGUAUUAAAGAAUUAAAUAACGAUAUUGAUGAAGAUUAUGAGGAAAAUGAGAUAGAAGAUUAUAAGGUAGAGGAAGAAAAAAUAAUUAAAUCUGAAAUUAUUAAAGAAACUGAAAUCAUUGAAGAAAAUGAUAUAGAAAUGAAUGAUGAUAAGGAAAAAGAUUUAGAAGAUAAUAAUAAUGAUGAUAAUUCCGAAGAAUAG
Molecule: messenger RNA, 465 nt
Organism: Scutellospora calospora
Lineage: Eukaryota; Fungi; Glomeromycota; Glomeromycetes; Diversisporales; Gigasporaceae
Source: the annotation of a GenBank genome assembly